This is a messenger RNA of Chinchilla lanigera (long-tailed chinchilla), 3073 nucleotides long. RefSeq names its product HSPB (heat shock 27kDa) associated protein 1 (gene Hspbap1). The transcript is spliced from 8 exons. Gene Ontology annotation, molecular function: 2-oxoglutarate-dependent dioxygenase activity. Bases 966 to 2672 code for a protein of 568 amino acids. Lineage: Eukaryota; Metazoa; Chordata; Mammalia; Rodentia; Chinchillidae. The record is from RefSeq and is a predicted model, not a curated record.
CCGCCCCGCCCGUCGGCGGGGACGCGGGGCGCCGCGAGGGGCGCGGAGCCGGGACCCUGUCGCUGACCCUAGAGAGCGAGAAGACGGCAGGCGGCGGAGGGACGCGUCCGGUAGGCUGUGGCAGCGGAGGUUGAGCAAGUCGGGGGUUGCCGGAGGAAGUGCCCAAGUUUACAUCACGUGCCUAACAAACGACUCGGUGACCUCAGGCCACCAACCUAAGAAUGCUUGCUUCUGUGUUGGGUUGACUUUUUUUUCUUUCUUUUUUUCUUUACUUUUUUAUUGGGUUUAUACCUUCGGGAACUACCGGGAGGAUAGGAUAAGAUUGAGGUGUAAGAGGAUCAGGAAUAUCAUUUCUCUGUAUGUAAAGAAGUGCUACCUGGUUCUAUAACUAGUCAUAUGAUUUGACUUUUACAUGGCCGGUGAGAUUAUAAAGUAGCAACUUUUAUUCAUGUAUAUGAAAGGUACUCUCUCUACUCAUCACUCAGUAGGCGAGGACUAAAGAUUAUGUUAAGGUUGAAAGAUUUGUGCCCCGAAGGGUCCUAGAUCCAUCUUGUGAUCUGGGCUAGAGAAAGGUGAGCAAGGAAGAGUGGGGCUGUUGAUCUCUGCCCGACAGCCGUUUGUUUUGAUAAACAAACCCUGAAGCCUGACAGCUGUCCGUGUCCUUGGAAACCCAAGUCCAGCAGUUAGGCUUGUUUGGGUUGGGGAAUGAGUCACAGGGAACGCAGUUAAAGGACACCCUGCCAGAGGUUCGUGUUCCCGGGCUGCCUGAGAAACCCGAUGAAGUCACCUUGCUGCCAAAAGGGCAGCGGGUGGGAGGGAAGCGAGCUGUGCUCUGGUUACCCAAAAACUGGUGGGAGCGGCGCAGAGCCCACCCUGAAACUUCAAUCCUACUGGGUGUGGAAAGCACAGGUGGAAAGGAAGAACCGUACUAGAAAACGAGGAGACGCAGAAACGAAGCUAGGGCUAUGCAAAGGAAAGCUGUGGCCUGGGGACUGCAGACCGCGCCCCACACAGAGCACGUGUUGGGAGCCGCGCCACCGCCGCGGACCAAAACAAACCGGCGUGGCUCCGCCCCGCACAGUCACGUGAACGCGGAGCCCCGUUUCCGGGCGAGCCCGCGCGGCGCCGGAGUCCUUCCGGGGACGCAUGCAGAGCCUUCAUCUCCGCGCACAGUGUUUUCGCGUGGAGGCAACCUCGCGGGAACCAUGGCAGCGGGCACCCAGGAGAGCCCUCCCCUGACCGCCGCAGCUGAAGCUUCCUGGGAUGAAGGUGAACAUGUCAAACCUUUUACACCAGAGAAAGCAAAAGACAUUAUAAUGUCUUUACGGCAACCUGCAGUCUUCUGCAACAUGGUUUCUGACUGGCCAUCGCGACACUGGACUGCUGAGCACCUUUCUGAGGUUCUUCAGGGCAAGCAGAUCCGAUUCAGAAUGGGAAUGAAGAGCGCAGACACAGUGCCUCAAUUUGAAACCACAUGUAGUUACGUGGAAGCUACACUCGAAGAAUUUCUGACCUGGAACUGUGACCGGUCUAGUAGUUUUGGACCAUUUAGAGAUUAUGAUCAUUCCAAAUUCUGGGCUUAUGCUGACUAUAAAUAUUUUGUCAACCUAUUUGAAGACAAUUCAGAUGUUUUCCAGGACGUGCUGUGGUCUGACUUCGGGUUUCCUGGGAGAAAUGGCCAGGAAAGUACAUUGUGGAUCGGCUCCUUGGGUGCGCACACCCCCUGUCAUCUGGACACCUAUGGUUGUAACUUAGUCUUCCAGGUGCAAGGAAGGAAAAGAUGGCAUCUCUUUCCUCCUGAAGAUACACCUUUCCUUUAUCCGACUAGAAUCCCUUAUGAAGAAUCCAGUGUGUUCAGUAAAGUCAGCGUUGUCAAUCCUGAUUUAAAGUGUUUCCCUCGGUUCCAGAAAGCUCGAAGGCAUACGGUCACACUGAGCCCAAGACAGGUCCUGUUUGUUCCCAGACACUGGUGGCAUUACGUGGAAUCCAUUGAUCCUGUCACUGUCAGUAUAAACUCGUGGAUUGAACUGGAAGAGGACCACCUAGCCCGAGUGGAAGAGGCAAUCACUCGUAUGCUCGUGUGUGCUCUGAAAACAUCUGAGGAUCCACAUAAUACCCGAGCUUGGUUAAACCCCACCGAGGUUGAGGCAACAUCCCAUGAAGUCAACUGUCGUUACUUAAAUGGAGCUAUUUCUGCCUUUUUCAAUCAGGACAGAACCCCCAAGGCAGUAGAAAUUCAAGCCCUGAAAACAAAUGGGGAGAACGUGGAGAAGAAAGGAUUACGUGUGUCCAGCCGCAUGGAGGUGGGCCAGACACACAGCCAGAACGACAGCCCGGGAGCUGGAGAGCAGGACCCGGAGAGUCUCUUUGGCCCUGAUCUGUUCCCUGUACCACCAAGCCCAGAAGAUCCCCCUGCAGAGAGAGGUGGCCCAUGGGAAAAUGAUGGUAAAGAGUUGGUUGACAAAGAUGGAAAUCACUUUGCAGAAUCCUGCUGUCCCCAGAGGCAUACUUUGAGUAAAAGUGGAAAUGUGGUAGAGGGACAGACUGCUUCAGGUCGCGCUCCAGGCCCAUCUCAGGCGCUCAUCUCAACAGAUGAUUUGCUGGACUGUUUGGUGAAUCCACGAGUAACCAGGCUGGUGGCACAACUUUUGAUAGAAAUGAAAAGCUUGUGAUUCUCAUAGAAGGUGACUUUUUGAAUAACAUUUUCAAAGUAUAUUUGUAAAACAUAGUAUGAUUUUAAAAUAAAAGAUGUAACAGCCAAAGGUCAAUUUGCAUGUUUAUAAGUUCUUAGCUAAUUUCAAGUCUUUUGUCACCUUCUAUGAACAGUGUGAUCGGCCUUCUUUCCUCGGUCUUCACCUGUCCUCCUCCCCGACCUCUCAGCCUGUAUCACACGUAAGCCCCAGGUGUUCCCAGCUUUAACCAGGGACUGACCUGCUGCUUGGUCAUGUAAGUCAAAUUUUAUGUGAACACACCCAGGCCAUUCAUCUGAUAUUGCCUAUGGCAGCUUUGGGAUUACAAUGACAGAGUUGAAUCAAGAUAAGAGACUGUGUGGCUCAGAAAGCCAAAAAAAAAA